AUGGCCAAGUAUCCGCCUCAUUGGGUCCUAGUGGGCCUUAUCCUUGCUAUUGUGAACCCGGUGACACCUCAACCUGUUCGAACUGGGCAAAGGGAUAGAACUGAGGGCCUCGCAAAUUUGGAAGCUCGACGGCCACCGACGCAGAUUGAAACAUAUCAUGACAAUAUACACCCCAAACGAAGUAUAUCAGAACAUCUCUCUAAACGAGAUCCCUCUUCAGACGAAACGAUCGUGUCCGUCCUCGUGCCAGUCGCGCAAACAUCAGACCAUUUAUCUCACGGCCACGACCAUGCUACAGCAGACACUCCAGACAUCGUCUCCCAAAGACUAAACGACUACGGGGAAUACUUCAACGAUCAAGAAAACGAAUCAUACACGGCAUCGACCUUGCAAAUCUCACCCAAUCACUACAUUUCCUUCCUCUCCUACCGAAUCUCGUUCCCAUUCUUGAAGUUCGCACCAAAAUGUCUUCCUCGAUUCCCGCUCCCUGGGAUCUUUACAACCGUCGUGCUUCUCCUUGCCUUGGUGUGGAUUGCGAUUUUGACGAUUGCAUUGGUCGAACUUGGGAAUUACAUGUGGCAGAAAAGGCGAGCUGCGAGGCCUGCAAUCGAAAGCGAUAAUAUAGCGAGUGAUGCUUUGUCGGGGACGUGCGAAGAUGGGAAAAUCCAGUUGGGCGUGCUUGCUGUUUCUGGACCUGAAAGGCCAGAAAGCUACGGGGAUAAUGAGUCGUUGAUGAGCGACUUCAACUCGGAGUCUGGAUCGGACUCAGAGCCUGAUGUGGAUGAUUACCGCAUCUUUUGA
Penicillium cataractarum is the source of this 801-nucleotide messenger RNA. RefSeq lists its product as uncharacterized. NCBI's taxonomy places the organism in Eukaryota, Fungi, Ascomycota, Eurotiomycetes, Eurotiales, Aspergillaceae. The transcript is spliced from 2 exons. Bases 1 to 801 code for a protein of 266 amino acids. The record is from RefSeq and is a predicted model, not a curated record.